AUGCCCCAAGAAACCAUCAGCACGGUAUACGGCGACCUCCAUGCAAUUGUGAAUGGCAACCUUGAUAGCGACAAGACACUUCUCUUGCUUCACGGAAACUCAAGCACUUGGAAAGCAUUCACGCCAAUCCUUGACAAUGAAUUGCUGCAAAGCACCUACAAAAUUCUCGCAUUCGACUUGCCAGGCCAUGGGGACUCAGCAGACGCCCCCGACCCUCAGCUUUCGUACAGUAUCCCCGCAUACGCCAAAGCCGCAUUGGAGGUCCUGCGUCAUUUCCAGGUAAAAUCCUAUGUGGCAUUUGGAUCGAGUAUGGGCGGCCAGAUCGCGUGGAGCAUGAUUGAGAUCUCCAAGUCGACUCAAGAAUUCGACAUCCGUGGUGUGAUGACAUCGGGUUCCGUGCCGUUUGGUAACCUCGAAGAAGCCCAGGAGGGGUUCAAUAUCAAUUCGGAAGAUAGCUUUGCGACUGCAGGGUCUUAUACCGGUGAAGAGGUUGAGUGGGCUGUCAACAACGCUUAUGGAGGCACACCGCGGCUAUUUAUGUAUGAGGCUCUGAGAAGAACGGACCAAGGAGCCCGCCCCUUGAUGUUUGAGCACAUUGUCAAGGGCGGGUCGACGGAUCAGAGAAAGGUUGUUAAGGAAACCCAGGUUCCUCUCGCUGUUGUGAAUGGAGAGAAAGAUGUGCUUAUCAAGUUGGAUGUGUUUGAUCGACUCGAAUUUGGGAAUCUUUGGAAGGGCAAGGCGAUUACUGUUAAAGGAUCGGGUCAUUGUCCAUAUUGGGAUAAUCCGAAGGAAUUCUUACCCAUGUUGACCGAAUUUGCAGAUGAGUGCUAUGCUGCAUGA
Messenger RNA from Talaromyces marneffei, 840 nucleotides. RefSeq lists its product as uncharacterized. The transcript has a single exon. The coding region runs from base 1 to 840 and encodes 279 amino acids. Lineage: Eukaryota; Fungi; Ascomycota; Eurotiomycetes; Eurotiales; Trichocomaceae. Gene Ontology annotation, molecular function: catalytic activity. The record is from RefSeq and is a predicted model, not a curated record.